Adineta ricciae is the source of this 1059-nucleotide messenger RNA. NCBI's taxonomy places the organism in Eukaryota, Metazoa, Rotifera, Eurotatoria, Adinetida, Adinetidae. The record is from the annotation of a GenBank genome assembly.
AUGUCUCAUCGAAUUCAACUUCUCCUAUUUGCCAUUUCGAUCGCGUCGACGAAAACUUAUGACACCACUUCGUGUAUUCCGAACACACCUUGUCGAUGUUAUUUGACCCAAUAUUCAUUGACAUUAUCGAACUGUUCUCAACAAUUAGCUGAUUUGCCCAUAUUCGAUUCGCAGAAUGUCAAUAGCAUCACCAAAAUCAUCGCCCGAAACGCACUUACUCAAUGGCCAAAUCAAUUGUGUCAAUAUUCGAGUAUUCAGAUCCUAGACUUAAGUGGCUCUUACCUGGACUCUCCAGUAACCGAUUUUUCAUGUCUAACACAUCUCGUACAUGUAAAUCUAAGCAAUACACAAUUAACAACAAUUCCGAAUUUUCAAAAUAAUUAUCUUCAAAUUCUCGAUCUAUCGAAUAACAACAUAAAACAUAUCGAUGGAAAUGAUUUCCAGCCGAUGAAUAAUUUACUUUCAUUAUUUUUACAAAAUAAUCCCAUACAAUCAAUCGAUCAUUUGGGGAGUGUCUUUCAACUAGAGAACAUUCAACUAGUGAAUUUAGUUUCAUCGUAUCCAGACGUGACAUUGCAACAAUCAGUCACUAUUUCACAAUGGAUUCAGUUAGCUAACCAAUGGGAAAAUUCCACGAAAUCGUUUCUUGUUCGAAUGAAUAACAUUCCAUUUCAAUCGAUUAUACCAAACCCCGAACAAUUUCAAAUGAUUCCUUCAGAAUCAAUGACUACUAUUCUGGAAAUGUUCAUCAAUUCGACAUUUGUUACCUUGUUCAACACGCCGAAGUGCAACUGUUUUCAUCUUCGUGAAUAUCAACGAUCGUUUACCUAUGUCGACUAUUCGAAGAAAUAUACGUCAAGUUUGUUUCAAUUCACCAAAUGUCUUAUGCCUGAUGGAAUCACCCAUGCUCGUCUGUUCGAUCGAUUUACAUACGUAGACUUGCGAUGUCCUUUAUUGGGAAAAAUCUCGUUCUAUCCUUUGUUAUCGCGUUCAUCAUCGAUCGUUUUAACUCGUUCGUUUAUUUUAUUUAUACUUCUUUCUUCAUUUGUAUUGUAUUAA